Molecule: messenger RNA, 2760 nt
Organism: Manis pentadactyla (Chinese pangolin)
Lineage: Eukaryota; Metazoa; Chordata; Mammalia; Pholidota; Manidae
Gene: FSCN1
Product: fascin actin-bundling protein 1
Exons: 5
Coding region: 148-1629 (493 amino acids)
Biological process (GO): establishment or maintenance of cell polarity; cell migration; actin filament bundle assembly
Cellular component (GO): microvillus; cell projection membrane; cytoplasm
Molecular function (GO): protein-macromolecule adaptor activity; actin filament binding
Source: RefSeq, a predicted model, not a curated record
CUAUAAAGGGGCGGGCGCCGCGGGCCGGCUUUGUGGAACGCUGCGGAGGGCGCGCGUCGAGCUGUGGCCGCCGAACAAAGGAGCAAGGCGCCGCCUCGGGGACACCCACCGAUCUCCCGGGCCGCGCCGGCCUCGCCCGCCGCCACCAUGACCUCCAACGGCACGGCCGAGGCGGUGCAGAUCCAGUUCGGCCUCAUCAAUUGCGGCAACAAGUACCUGACGGCCGAGGCUUUCGGGUUCAAGGUGAACGCCUCGGCUAGCAGCCUGAAGAAGAAGCAGAUCUGGACGCUGGAGCAGCCGCCCGACGAGGCGGGCAGCGCGGCUGUGUGCCUGCGCAGCCACCUGGGCCGCUACCUGGCGGCCGACAAGGACGGCAACGUGACCUGCGAGCGCGAGGUGCCCGGCGCCGACUGCCGCUUCCUCAUCGUGGCGCACGACGACGGCCGCUGGUCGCUGCAGUCCGAGGCCCACCGGCGCUACUUCGGCGGCACCGAGGACCGUCUGUCGUGCUUCGCGCAGACUGUGUCGCCGGCCGAGAAGUGGAGCGUGCACAUCGCCAUGCACCCGCAGGUCAACAUAUACAGCCUGACCCGCAAGCGCUACGCGCACUUGAGCGCGCGACCGGCCGAUGAGAUCGCCGUGGACCGCGACGUGCCGUGGGGCGUCGACUCGCUCAUCACGCUGGCCUUCCAGGACCAGCGCUACAGCGUGCAGACGGCCGACCACCGCUUCCUGCGCCACGACGGGCGCCUGGUGGCCCUUCCCGAGCCCGCCACCGGUUACACGCUCGAAUUCCGCUCCGGCAAGGUGGCCUUCCGCGACUGUGAAGGCCGCUACCUGGCGCCGUCGGGGCCCAGCGGCACGCUCAAGGCGGGAAAGGCUACCAAGGUGGGCAAGGACGAGCUCUUUGCUCUGGAGCAGAGCUGCGCCCAGGUCGUGCUGCAGGCGGCCAACGAGAGGAACGUGUCCACGCGCCAGGGCAUGGACCUGUCAGCUAAUCAGGAUGAAGAGACGGACCAGGAGACGUUCCAGCUGGAGGUUGACCGUGACACCAGAAAGUGCGCCUUCCGCACCCACACGGGCAAGUACUGGACAAUGACAGCCACUGGGGGCGUGCAGUCCACCGCCUCCACCAAGAACACCAGCUGCUACUUUGACAUCGAGUGGCGUGAUCGGAGGAUCACACUGCGUGCGUCCAAUGGCAAGUUUGUGACAGCCAAGAAGAAUGGGCAGCUGGCUGCCUCAGUGGAGACUGCAGGAGACUCGGAGCUGUUCCUCAUGAAGCUGAUCAACCGCCCCAUCAUUGUGUUCCGUGGGGAGCAUGGCUUCAUCGGCUGCCGCAAGGUCACAGGCACCCUGGACGCCAACCGCUCCAGCUAUGAUGUCUUCCAGCUGGAGUUCAACGACGGCGCCUACAACAUCAAAGACUCCACGGGCAAGUACUGGACAGUGGGCAACGACUCCUCAGUCACCAGCAGCAGUGACACCCCUGUGGACUUCUUCUUCGAGUUCUCUGACUACAACAAGGUGGCCAUCAAGGUGGGCGGGCGCUACCUGAAGGGAGACCACGCGGGGGUCCUGAAGGCCUGUGUGGAGACCAUCGAGCCUGCCACGCUGUGGGAGUACUAGGCUUGCAGCCCCAUCCCUGCCCUUCCUACAUCCCUCCUGCUAACUCUUCUCCAGGUGGGCUCCAAGGCAGGUGGUGAGCCCCUUGCCUUUCAAACUGGAAACCCAGAGAAAAUGGUGCCCCCACCUGUUGCCCCGUGCCUGGUCCUGGAGGGAUUUCAGGUCCCUCUGCCUUGUCUUCUCUGCCAUGUGCGAGGCUAGCACCUCUUUAUUCUGACCUCAGAUGACUCUGAGCCUUAUUUCCCCGAAGUGGCCAAGGAGAAGUGGGGGCCUGGGAGGCCUUCCCGGCCCCUAGGUGUGGUGGAGUGCAUAACUGGAAUCUUCUGCCCCCUCCCAAAAACCUCUCCCCACCACUUCCCAGGAGCCGGGCAUUUGCCCCAAGCCUGCUGGUGGCCUCUGGUCUCCCCUCCCCCGGUGCCCUAUCCCUGUGUACAGGGUGGGGCUUGAACUAGUGUGCUAGUCACGGCUUGGCCUCUGCCUGCCUGUCCGUGGCACACCCCGCUGUAGGCCAGGGCCUGCUCCUUUCUUUUCUUAACCCUGGCCUGACUGGAAGCAGAAAACAACCAAAUCAGUAUUUUUUUUAAAAAUGAAAUAUCAUUGCUGGAGGUUCCCCAGACAAGCUUGGUUAUAGCCAUGAGUGUUCUUCAAGGGGUCUUGGGUAGGGGGCAGGGGGGUUUCAAGAUGGCAUCUCUGGUGCCCUCUCUGCCCACUAGUGGCAGAGCAGGUGGGUUCCUCCUCAAAUCUAGAACCUGAUCCCACCCACCACCUCAGGGGCUCUAGCUGGCCUCUCCCACCCACUAUCCUAGCUCAGGCUGUGUCCCCACCUGGGUGGGCCUCUCACCCCCACAGCCAGAGCCCCCUGUGUGAUUGGUGCUCCUCGUUUGACUGGACUCCUCGGCUCAGGGUGGGAUGAAGCCAGGCAUACCCUUGUCCUGGAGCCUUCAGUGGGGAGCCCCCUGGCUCCUUGGCCCUGCCCUCACCAGCUCCCCCCACCACUGGUUCAUCUCCACCAUGCAUCUCACUCUGGGUGUCUUGGUCUUUUAUUUUUUUGUAAGUGUCAUUUGUAUAACUCUAAGUGUCCACGAUAGUAGCUUCAGACUGGAAAAAGAGCAAAAUAAAAUAACUCAGUGUGCA